Plectropomus leopardus (leopard coralgrouper) is the source of this 4183-nucleotide messenger RNA. RefSeq names its product semaphorin 7A (JohnMiltonHagen blood group) (gene sema7a). Gene Ontology annotation, molecular function: integrin binding; chemorepellent activity; semaphorin receptor binding. The record is from RefSeq and is a predicted model, not a curated record. Lineage: Eukaryota; Metazoa; Chordata; Actinopteri; Perciformes; Serranidae. Gene Ontology annotation, biological process: negative chemotaxis; neural crest cell migration; axon guidance. Gene Ontology annotation, cellular component: external side of plasma membrane; plasma membrane.
UGUUACCUCGCCGGUGAGAAGAAGGCACCUGGCUGCUCUUUUUCCUGCUCGUUAUUCUGCGAUCAGAGAGAGAAAUUACAAACUGCUCACACAUGCAGAUGUAACAGAAAUGUUCACCCGCUGAGGCGCAAAAUGAGGCGAUAUGUUGUACUGUGUCUUUUGCUUGCUGGUGAUCUUCAACUUGUCCUUAACUCGCCAAUUCUUGGAUCUAAAAACAGUCCCAGACUUUUUAAAAAAGAUAUACUCAGUGGUGGAUUUAAAUACCAAGUCCAUCAAAACCACAGCGUGCUUUUCUAUCAUGAGGACUCUGACGAGAUGUACGUUGGAGGGACUGAUUUUGUCUUUAAACUUGAUGCGGGUGACUAUCAUGUUAUAGAGAGAUUUCCUCUGAAAGCCCUGGGGUACCGACAGUGCCAGGAGGGCCGAUGUGAAAAUGUCAUCACCGUGAUUGAGAAGUUUCAGGACAGCAUGUUUGUCUGCGGCACCAAUGGACACAAACCGCAGUGUUGGAAGCUGUUUUCUUCAGUGAACAACCAGUCAAACGAAAUAGUGGAGAGCUACGAGGGGACGGGCAUCUCUCCAUUUGUUUAUACACAUAACUCCAUCUCCCUCACGGUCGAGGGGGAUCUAUAUUCAGCAGCACCUUUGGAUGUGGAUGGAAGCUCAUUACAGUUCAGAAGGAAAGCUGGCAGCAGAACUAAUGUCUGGAUGUAUGACAACUGGGUCUCAGAGCCCACAUUCAUCUCUGCGUCCUGGGUGAGGCGGAGGGAAGACCCCGACAACGAGAAAAUCUACAUCUUUUUCCGUGAAAAGAACUCGGAUCACAACCCGGAGGCCGACCCCUGGAUAUCGAGGGUUGCCAGAGUUUGUAAGGUAGAUGAAGGCGGGUCAAAAAGAUUCUUCCAGAACAUUUGGACAUCCUUCCUCAAGGCUCGGCUCGUCUGCGGGUUCCCAGAAGAGUCGCUGUAUUUCAACCGUCUUCAGGACAUCUAUGUGAUGCAUGCUGAGGACUGGCAAAAGACAAGAGUCUAUGCCCUUUUCACCAGCAGCUGGAAUGCCACCGCAGUCUGCAUCUACUCAAUAGAAAAGAUAGAAGAAGUAUUUGAGAACUCAGCUUUCAAGGGCUAUGAUAAAGACAUUCCCACACCGAGGCCUGGAACGUGUGUAAAAAACAGCAGGAUGCUGCCGCUGGCCACUAUCAACAUGGUGAAGGAUUACCCAGAGAUGACUGACUGGGUGCACUCUGAGCAUUAUGCAGCUCCAUUCUAUGUAAGCAGCCACAACUACACCAAAAUAGUUGUGGACCAGAUUGAAGCUGCAGACCAGCACAUGUAUAACAUCCUGCUUCUGGCCACUGACUCUGGGAUGAUCCAUAAAGUCUUAGAGGCCGGGUCAGAACCUUUCAUCAUCUCUGAAACCCAACUCUCCAGCCGCUCCCCCCUUCAAUCAAUGACGCUCGACUCCAAAAAGAAAAAGUUAGUGUUGGGAUUUUCGGAGAAGAUUUCUGUCGUAGACCUCCAGAGGUGUCAGGAGAUCAAGUCUUGUGAAGAUUGUGUCCUGGCCCGGGACCCGUACUGUGCCUGGACCAACUCCGGAUGCACCCCAACUCUCCCUGGGAGCAUUCAGAAUGUCACUGAUGGGAACAAAAGUGUGUGUCCUUCAGCAGUUGAAGAACAAAAACAGGUAAACCGGACCAGACGAGAGACAGUGUCACCAUUACCACUGGAUUUGGGGACGACUCACUCGGUCCCCCUGGGUGUCCCUUUCUAUCUGUCCUGUCCUAUAGACUCUUACCACGCUGAGUACACCUGGGAGCAUGGAGGCCAGAGCAGCCCUUGUUUGCAAAUGCAGUCCAACUGCCUGCACCUCAUCCCCAAUAUGGAGCAGGUGCACUACGGCGGCUACCAGUGUGUUUCCAAAGAGAAAGACUACACCAAAGUGGUGAAAACUUAUCAUCUUACAGAGCAAAGGAUCACAGAGACAAAUGAAAACACUGACAGAAGCAGUACCCCUUUCCCUCGAAAUGGUGUGUUAGCUGCUGGGCGGCAGACAGCAUGGAUCACACUGGGAUUAGCUGUAACAGUUUUGGGGUGUGCACAAAUGCCUGUUUAAACCUUUCGCUUUGGAAAGCUUUUCUGUUGGUCCAGAAUGUAGCAUCAACAUCCUCUGGCCCUUUGUCCUUGCUUUAAGGCCAAGACGCAGGCAGAAUAAAAGGAAAUCCACUUUAACAUCAAUGAAGACUGCAGCAGCAGGAACACUCCCACUGAGAAUUGUAAAGUUUAUUUGUACAAGUGUUCAUGUAGCUGUGUUUGGCAGAAAAGUCUGCAGGAACCCAUUGUAGCCAAGUUUCGUUUUGAAAGAGAAGCCAGGAAGAGGUUGGUGGAGAGGGAAAGUAGCACGAGCAGUCAGCUGCAGCAUGCAGCCUGAAUGAUCUGAGGGGUCUGGAUGGUAUUUGUUUGGAUCAGCUGAUGAUCACUCAGUGACGUCAGCAUCCUUAAUGCAUUAAGACAAGGUUUCAUUGAGUGAGUAAGUCUCUUUUUUAAGAUAAGAGAAUAAAAAGGGAACGUUUAAGAAGUUAACAGGACAAAUUCUUAGUCUAAAUUAAAGCACACCUUUAAAAUGUAAUCAUGAGUGCAAACGCUUCAAGUCAGGGAGCGACAGACAGAACAGAACACAGUAAGUAGGUGUGGUGUCGGGCUGUGCAUUCUCACUGGACUCACCAUUAUUACGAUUAUCGUAUAGUGUAAAUUAAUUAUUAGAUUCGAUUCCAUGCAUUGCAUCGUCAAUUUUCUAUAUUAAUGCACAUGGCUACUUUUUCAUCAAUACAUUCAAGCAGUCAGCUAGCUACGUUCUCUUACAGUUCAAAAUGACGCUGCUACCAUACAGCACAUGUUGCUACCAGCAAGUUCUCUUCAUCUGUAGAAUUUUAUUGUCCAGCCAUGGCUGGAAAAUCAAAAUGCAAUAUUACGAGGCCAUAAUCAAUAAUGUGCUGUCACUGCAUCGAUGCAGAAUCGUCCACUUCCACAUAGUGAUGCAUCUCAGAAAAAAAUAGUUUCAACACCUCUAGUGUGGUGUAGUAGAAGUAGCCGUGUGUACACAUGUUGAGGCCAGCUCUGUGGUUUACUAGAGGUCAGAAAAAUACAAUGGUCCGGUGCACAUUUCCUCUGUGCUCCCUCCAGUGCAUCGCUCACAGAUUUUAUCAGAUUUGUAUCACAAUGUUUAGGGAGGGGUGGAAGCAGCUGGGGGACCCUCACUGAAUUUCCCUGUUUUGUUUAACCCUCCCACUGGGAUUACAGUUGGUGGUGAGAGGGGCAUUUCAAAAACGUGCAAUGAAAAAUGUUUUGUUGCAAAGUAUGACUACUGAGAAAAAGUUGCUUCGAAUUUUUGCAUUUACACACAGGAAAGCAUCAAUAUUAGCUGCAGUUUGAGCAAUAGACCAGUCCCACAUUUCCACUUGAUGUAGAACAGAUUUGAGCUGGUUGUUGAAGGAGAUAGUUUUUGCACACAUCUGUCACUUUACUGUCAUAUGAGCUACUUUUGUAGUCAGUUAUUUAUAGUAGAGCGAGACAAUGUAACUUUUGCCUAAUGGUGGCCACAAGUUCUAAUUAAGGGAUAAAUGUUGAAACACUGUAACAGCAGCAAUAUAAGAGAAAAGUCACAGAACUGCCUUAGUAAUGUCCAUCGUAUAAUAUAAUAUAAUAUCUGCCUAAAGUUUGCUUGCAUGAGCUCACAUCAGACCAAGUAAUGCUGCAGCAGCAAAUCCUGAGUGUGUUCAGUUAAGCAGCAAUUUGUUUUAUUCCUUAUAAAUUCAACUCUUCAUUUGUGAAACCAAGACAUUCCCCUUUCAGAGCUUUGAUUUAAAGUGGACAGUUUUUUUCUUUAACUUGCACAAUAUAAUGGCUGUCAAAUAAUGAAAAGGGAUCUUAUAGUUUUCUUUUUCCUCUUUAAACAAGAAAUUUCACCUUAAAACCACUAAGCUAAAGAUAUUUAUUAUGUUCAUUGUAUUUUUGGUACAAUCUUUUGUGUUUUCAUACUUCAUAUUUUUACAUGUACAAGUAAUAUGUGUCCUUAUAAUUUCUAAAAAUAGUAUAUUUUUCAUAAUGAUAGUGUGAAAAAGGCUACCUGAAGAAUGUAAGUUAUUGAUUUCCUGUUUAUUAAAAGGCAGAAAAUCUGUUCAUAAGGA